AUGAUAGAUGAGUCACAGAGAGUUAAUGCAUCUCCAGAAGAGGUUGGAGAUGGUGCUGAUGAGAGAACGAGCACUGAGAUGAUGAAAGAGGGGGAAUCGGUAGAUGUACAUAAUAGUAAUGAUUUAGAAGAUGAAUACAAUGAAGAGGAAGACGAAGACUUUGAUCCUGAUAAAGUGAAGGUUACCCUAGGUGAUGCUGAUGAUGAUGAUGACGAUGAUGAUGAUGCUGAAACUAAUCUCAGUGACGAUGAUGAAGAAGAACAGAAAGAAGGGAAAACGCGAUCUGGCAAAAAUGAUUACUCUAAAAUCGAGAGUGAGACUGGUGGUUUAAUCAAAACAAGGAAAGCAAGACAGUUGGAAGAAGAAUUAAAUAGGAAGCGGAAAUACGAGCAGUUAGAAGUCACAAGUGUACCCAGCUCCAUCAAUGAUAUUUGGGAAGAAUUAAAACAAACAAGUAACAAACGACUUUCGAAGAGGCAUGCUGUUCAGGGAAAAAAUAAUGGUUCAGUACUGGCGACAAGCACUCAAGGGGAUGAACAAGACGUUUCUUCUUUCGAUGAUGGUAGUGAAAAUAUUUUAAUUGAGAGAAGUUAUAAGUUUGCAGGGGAACUGAUCCAUGAAAAAAAAUAUGUUUCCAGAUCGAGUGCAGAAGGGCGAGAAUAUUUAAAUGCUGUACAGUUCCAAGAUGAAAUGAAAACGACUGAGGGCAAGGAACCAAACCUAAAUGUAGGUUCGAAAGAGGCUGACUCCAAAGAUGGACAUGGCCGAAUGGAGAACUUAAAUCUGCGGAGGCCAUUAAAGAGACAACCGAUCCUAGAACAGAUUAUAUCUGGCGCAAUAAAGCCUAAAUUGACAACUUUAGAGAAGUCCAAGCUAGAUUGGGCCACUUACGUUGAUAAAGAAGGCAUUAAUGACGAGUUACAACUUUAUAAUAAAGAUGGGUAUUUAGCCAAGCAAGAUUUCUUGAAUCGUGUGGAAUCCAAGAAAGAUGAAAAAUAUAAAGAAUUCAGGCAGAAGCAGAUACAGUUGCAACUACAGGAAUCACAACAAAAUUCAUAA
Molecule: messenger RNA, 1059 nt
Organism: Naumovozyma dairenensis CBS 421
Lineage: Eukaryota; Fungi; Ascomycota; Saccharomycetes; Saccharomycetales; Saccharomycetaceae
Gene: SWC5
Product: Swc5p
Exons: 1
Coding region: 1-1059 (352 amino acids)
Source: RefSeq, a predicted model, not a curated record